Molecule: messenger RNA, 5916 nt
Organism: Cavenderia fasciculata
Lineage: Eukaryota; Evosea; Eumycetozoa; Acytosteliales; Cavenderiaceae
Exons: 14
Coding region: 1-5916 (1971 amino acids)
Biological process (GO): protein phosphorylation
Molecular function (GO): protein kinase activity; ATP binding
Source: RefSeq, a predicted model, not a curated record
AUGACUACACAUGUCAUUAUAGAUGCAGAAUACCUUCGUAGAAACAAGGUAACACAUGCAGAGGUUAUAAGUGGACUAAGUCCAAACAUACGUAGUUUAAAGUUUGGAGAUGAUUUCAAUCAAAAUUUAUGUACAUUUAUACUACCAACAACCAACUGUCAUAUGUAUCUAUUACCAAUUAUAUCGUUGCCGGUUGGUUUGGUACGUCUAGAGUUUGGAGAUUGCUUCAAUUCAAACUGUCCACAGGGGUCGCUGCCACCGUCACUCAAGGUACUUUGGUUUGGACGUGACUUUAAUCAACCACUUGUCGGACUCCCAAAAACACUUGAACAUCUCAAACUCGGUGACAACUAUGACCGACCGCUAAAUGGGUUGCCAGAAGGACUCCUCAAACUAGAGGUCGGAUCAAAGUGUGAAAUAGCCAAACUACCAAGACUACUCACCUCGUUAAUUGUCAAUGGUGUAGCAACCGACCAAUACUUUUUAAAUCGUCUUAAAAUGUUUUCAAAUUUUAAACUCGGUCAAGGUGAUACUAGAAUAGUUGGUAUUAAAUGUCAGUCUCUUCCAAUAAUACUCAAUAACAACAACAAUCAACAAGAAGGACAACAAGAUGGACAACAAGAAAGACAAAGACAAGGACAAGGAAUUAAAAUUAAGAAUGAAACACCUCUUAAACUUAAAAUGUUUAUUUCUUUCAACAAUAACAACAAUAACAAUAAUAAUAAUAAUAAUAACAAUAAUGAAGAAGAAUCAUCUAAAACCAAAACACUUUUACUUAAAUUAUAUAAUGGACAUUCAUUCACAAUUUCAAAUGAAAAGAUUGAAAGAAAUAUGACAAUAUUUGUGUUGAUGCAAAACCAACAAUUUCUAAUCGUCGAUACUUUUGAAUUUCCAGAUGGAUUGGCAGACAAUACACUAUUAGUUAUUUCACUCCAACUACGACAUUUAUCAAUCACUCAUAAAAACCAUCAACAUUCACUCAAACUUUUACAACAUCCACUUGCAUCCAACAACAAUAACAAUAACAACAAUAAUACUACCUGCUCCACCAAGUUUUUUGGAACAAAAAAGUAUUAUCAACUUUGUAAAUAUCAACUAGACUCCAUUUUAUUAAUAUCUCAAGAGAAUCCAAACUUUGUAAAUAGAGGACAAAAGGAAAUGACCAAGUUUAUAAUCAACGAUAAAAGAUUUAAAUAUAUUGAUCAACAUCAAUACAACCAUGACCCAUUUAUCUAUUUACAAACUAAACCAUCAUACAAUGAAAAGGAUUUAAAUGAUUUUUAUUUAAAUUGGAAUUUCCAACUAUCAUUUAAUUUAGAAUCUGUUCUAAAUCAACCAUUAUCAGUUAAUAUUGUAGAGUUGACAUUAACGGGUGAUCUUUCAAAAUUACAGACAUCAAGUUUACCACGUACAGUUGAACAUUUACAAUUAAUGGGAAACUUUAACAAACCCAUUGAUACGAUGCCACCACAACUUAAAUCAUUAAUCCUUGGUAAUUCAUUUAAUAGUGAGAUUAAUGAAGGUGCGUUACCAAGUGGAUUGAAAACAUUGGUUCUACCACCCACCUAUAAAAAGAAUCUGUCAAAGAUCAAGCAUCUAGAAAGGCUCCAACAUAUCACCUAUUUUAAUGAAAUUUUAUUGGAUCAGCUGCCAGUCAAUCUUAAAUCCAUCACCACUCAUUCACUCGGUGGUGACUCUUUACAAGAGUUUUCUCAAAGAUUAACUGUUUAUAUUGGAACAAAGGGAACUUCCGAACCUAUCAAUCAAGGUAUUCCAUUUAACAUUAAUUUAGGAAUGGUUCAAUUAAUGAUUGGUAAUAAUUAUUAUGGUGAUGGUGAAAUUAAAGUAAAUCAACUUGGAUCAAAUGAAGUUUUAAUUUGGACAUCAAAUUGUAAUAGAUUUACAAUUGAAUUAAAAUUGAGAUGGAUUGGUUUGGUAUCAUUUAUUCAACAUUCAAAAGAACCUCAUCUCUACUUUCAAAUUGACAAACUUGCAUUUGAACAACAAUAUUUAAAUGUUUUAAAUGAUAUAAAGAAUCAUUUGUUGACAAUCGAAUCUACUACUACCAGUAGUAUAAAAGAUAAUAUGCACCACCAUCAUCAUCAAAAAAAAGAAUUUAUUGGUAAUGUUCAUCAAGUUUUUGAUAAUGAUCAAUAUUUGGAAAUUAGAUUUAUACCAAAAUUAAAAGAUUCCUUAUUAAAUAAUUGUUUAGUUAGAAAUCAAGUAAUGGUACUUCAAAUUGAUUCACAAAUAAGUGAAUUAUUUCAAAGGCUACCAUUUAAAUCUAUAUUUUUAAAAUAUGCAAUAUUGCCACAUCGAAUCACCUUUCCAGGUGAUUUGCAAAUAUUAACAUUUGGAAAUAAUUUUAAUCGACCUAUUUUAAAGGAUUUCUUUCCUAGUCAUUUAAAGUCACUAGAGUUGGGUGAUCAGUAUAACCAUCCCAUCGUAUUAGAUAGAUUACCAAGUUCACUGACUACCUUGAAAAUUGGUGGUCAUGACUUUAGUCAUUAUCUUGUGAACCAACAUUUUAAAGAUAUGCUUCUUACUGCUAGUCAAGAAGAUGAAGUUGCAAUGUAUCCACAACUUCAACUUUGUCAAGAAGGACAUUUAAAUCAUUACACAAUUGCUAGAUUAAAAUGUCAUAAACAACAACCUAAACAACCUAAACAACAACAUUCUUCUAUUCUUCUUAUUGACCAAUUAGAAUGUAGAAUGAUUAAUAGAACACCAUUGGAUUUAAUGAUUAUAAUUAGAUAUGAUGAUAAUAAUAUUAUGGAUACUGCAGUAGAUAGUAAUAUUUUAUUCAAUCUAAGAAGCAAUGAAUCUUGUUCAGUUGGAAUUGGUAGUUGGAGGAAAUCAAUCAAAAUUAUCAUUUUAAAAUUCAAUAAUAAUUUUAAAAUCAUUUAUUCUCAUACCUUUAGUGUUGAUAAUCUUGUAUCUCAUGAUAUAGUAAUUGAUUUACAAGAUUAUAUCAUUAUUGGAAGAUCUAUUAUCGACAACCAUCAUCCUCCUCACCCAAUUACAAUCCCUCUCUCUGCCAUUACAUCAUCCACUUUUCAAGAAUCAGUGAUAGAUUGUGAUCCACAAAAUAAUCUUUGUAUUCUAUAUAAUUAUUCUGAAAGUAAUUCAUUAGUAAUAUCUAAAGAUUCUUCAAAUUUGUUUAUUUUUAAACAAAUGAUACCAUCAGAUACUUAUUUAGAUGGUGGAUUGUAUAGAAUUACAAAUGAAGCAAGAGCACUCAUUAAAUUAAAAGGGGAUGGUCGGUUUGUCCAACAUGUUUGUGAUGUAUGUGAUUCGGACAAAGAUCAUAUAUCCCUUUUAACACAAUAUAAUUAUAAUGGUACAUUAUUGGAUUAUCUAAACUUUUUAAGUAAUAAAAUAACAGAAGAAAUGAUAUGGUCGUUUAUAUCACAAUUAUUAGAGAUGGUAUAUGUAUUGGAUGAAAAUGAAAUGGUACAUUCAAAUAUAACGCUUGAAAAUAUAUUUAUUGGUGAUAAUGGACAAUUGGUGCUUGGUAAUUUUAGUGGUUGUGAUCACCUUGGUGCUGGUGGAAUAUUCCAUUCACUGCUGUUGUUUAAAAAUAGAGAUAUUGAAGGCAUUGGAAUUGCAAUGACAGACCUUUUAACAAGACAAAAGAAUAUUGUAGUAUCACAAGAACUAGUAGAUUUUAUCAAAGAGUUGAGAGCACCACUUGGCCUGACUCUACACAAGAUACUGGCACACAGACAAAUGUGGGGAUUGUUUGUUUACACAUUUAGAUUUAAUCAUCCCAUCACACAUAGAAUCCCACCAAUCUUGAAAUAUCUAGAGAUAACAGGUGAAUUCAAUCACCCAAUCGCACCAGACACUCUACCAACAAGUCUAGAAACACUCAAACUAUUUGGAAAGUUUAAUCAACCAAUCCAGGUAAACAUCCUACCAAAGGGAUUAAAACAACUAGAAUUUGGACCACAAUACACUCAAUCAAUCAUAGUCGAUGCUUUACCAACAGAACUCAGUUUACUUAAAAUCGAAAACAAAGAUAUUAUUGAUUAUGCCUAUAUUUUCAAACAAUUGGUUGAAUUUAAAGUCAUCUCUUCUAAUCAGCCAUUACAAGAAGCAACGUGCCCUGAUCAAUUUAUAUUUUCAAAGGUUUCUUGGAGAAUUGAUCAAAAUGAAGAAAUGAAUGUCAAUUCUUCUUCUUCUUCUGGAUCGUUUAGAAUUAUAAAUCAAACACCUCUUAGAUUGGUAUUUGUGGUGUACAAGGAAAAGGAAAAUCAAAUCAUCACAUUGGAGAGUAAACAAUGUUCUUGUCCAAUUGAUUUUGAACAAGCACCAGACCAAUGCGUUCUUGUUCUCAAACUCAGUCACAACCAUAAAAUAUUUCAAUGUAUCAACUUUAAGCAAUCAGGAGAUCUAGUCGUUGAAAUACAGGAUUAUUUUAGUAUUACAGCUGAUCCAUCAUCAACUUUUAAAUUUUCAUCAACCUUUCCAGACAGUCGACAAAAGGUUGGUAAAAAGAAUGGUCCUCAUCGUAAAGUAACUGUAAAUGAAAAGAAAUAUUAUCGUUUACAUCUUUACUCUAAUACUCAAAAUGUUGUCAAUUUAGUUGUUUCAGAAUCUACUUCUUUAUGGUACGUUUUAAAAGAAAUAGAUUUUACAAAAUACUCAAAGAAACAAGAAAAAAGAAUUGAUUAUGAAAUUAGAGCAUUGGCAUUGUUUCAAGGAUCAGAUAGAUUUUGCAAGAUGGUAGAUCAUCAAAUAUAUAAAAGAAAGUCUUUUAUAUUGUUUGAUUUUUUUGAAAAUGGUGAUUUGGAAUCAUUUUAUCAAUCUAUUAUUCACAAAAACAAGAUAGAGAAUAUACAAAAUUAUAUAUCAGAAGAGAAAAUAUGGUCAUAUUUAUCUGAAUUAUUAGAAAUAACACAGUAUAUGGGAGUAAAUGGAGUAUUACAUUUGGAUAUUAAACCAAAAAACAUUUUACUUUGUUCCAAUGGUCAAUUGGUUCUGUGUGAUUUGGGUCAUUGUAUCUUUCUUGAAGAAUUUAAAAAAGAAAGAGAACUGGAACUAGAAAAACAAGAACAAGAACAAGAAUCAGCACCAGAUGAAAGUCAAAGUGUAACAAUUACUAAAACAGCAUCUCGUGGAACUGAUGGACGUAUGGCUCAGGAACAAGUUGAAGGAAACUAUGACAAACCUUGUGAUAUUUAUCAAAUUGGGACAACUGCUCUUCAAUUAGUAUCUUGUCAUCCAAAUGAUGUUAAAAAUAGAGAAUUAUUUAAAACUCAAAAGAUUAUAAAUAUAAGUGAAGAAAGAUAUUCGAAAUCGGUUAUAGAAUUUAUACGUGGUUUAUUAAAAGAGUCGCCUCAUGAUAGGUUAUCUUUAAACAAUCACUUUAAACAUAUGAUGGAUCAACAAAUGAAUGCUCAACAAGAACAUUAUCAACAACACACAUUCUCUUAUUUUAUCAACAUUUCAAUCAAGGAACCCAUCACUGAAAAUUUCACUGAAAUCAUAUUGGGAACCUCAUUUAAUCAAAUCAUCAAACCAGGCACCCUACCUAUAGGUCUAUUGAAAUUAAAGUUGUUGGAGGUAUCAAAAUGUUGUUGUAAUGAAAAAGAUGGUAAUAUAAUUUGGAGAAAUGAAGAAAAUAAUUUAAAAUUAAUAUUAAAUGCAAGAGAUAAUAGUAUAAGAGUGGUUUCAUUUAUUCAAUACACCAACUACCCUCAUCUAUUUUGUCAAGUUGACAAAAAAAUGUUUGAAAACAACGAUCAGAUCAACUCUCUUGGAUUCCAAGACCCUUUGAAAAAGAUACCAAAAUCUCAUCAUCUUAAUAUUUUAAUGAGUACCUAUGAAUCUGAUAAUAUUCAUCAAACAUUUAAUGAUGGUCAAUAUCUAAAUAUUAGAUUCAUUCCUUUAAAAUCCGUAAGAUUCAGUUAA